AUGAAUAACAAAGAGAAACAGAAAUCCAAAGAGAACUUGAACAGUACUUUGGGGCUUCCCCAGGAGCUGAUCGGAAGGAUUAUGGCCCACUCAAAUGUGAAACAUGUAAAGAGACUAAUGAAAUGCAACUCACUUCUCUUUACAAAACUGAGGAACGAUUUUUCUGUGUGGGGAUUCUUUACAUCUGGAAGGUAUCCGUGCAUUGCUGGAUAUAUAAGUGAAAUUAAGAAUAAAUACACAUUGAUGAAGAACAUAUCCCGGUCCCGGAACGAAAGAAGCGUUGACUUCGAGACCAAUCAAUCGGAUAUCACGUUUAUGCAGAUAGACAGAGACAGAAUAGUAUGUUCUUCGGACGAUCAAACUAUAAAGAUAUUUGGAAUGGAUGGACGGCUCAUAAGGACGUUUAUCGGCCAUAAGGGAGGAGUGUGGACCUUUAUGCUCAAUAACAAGCAUCUUGUAAGCGGAAGUACGGAUAAAACAGCUAGGAUCUGGGAUUUGUGGACAGGAUGUACUCUUUGUGUUCUUUCCGGGCACAAGUCUGUUGUCAGAUCUUUGAAGAUUUAUGAAGACUAUAUUGCAACUGGGAGCAGAGAUUCUGAAAUAAGAAUUUGGAAUUUCAGAGGGACAUGCCUUAAUGUACUCAAGGGGCACACAAUGAGCGUCAGAUGCAUGGACAUGAAUGAGAGCUAUCUCGUAAGUGGGUCCUAUGACGGAAGUGUUGCCCUGUGGGACUACAGAAGAGGGAAGCUUCUAAGAUAUUUAAAGUCGCAUUCUCUUAGGGUAUAUUCUGUCUCUCUUUCUCUAAACUAUGUUGCAUCAGGGAGCCUGGAUUCUAGUGUUCACGUUUCAACACUGGAUGGGAAGCUUGUGUGUUCAUACAAGAUCCACCGCUCGUUAGUGAUCUGGCUUAAGUUUGUUAACAACGGUCGAUACCUGCUUAGUUCAGGAGCGGAUGGGAUCCUAUGCAAAUGGGAUCUUCGAGAAAACAUUCUCGUUUAUAAGAUCGAAGAAAAUGGCCAUAUAACAGCGCAAGCGGUUAUCGAGGAUUUACUGAUAGUCGGAACCAAGAGAGAAGUGAAGAUAUAUAACUUAAGCGAUGGAAGCUUUAUCAGAACUCUCUUUUCUGCAUCAUCUCUGAUAAGUAAGGUUGAGGUGUCUGGUCGAUGCAUAUCCGUUGGAUAUUACUCGGAUUCAGGAGCCUGUAGAUUGAUAGUAUUCAAUUAUUGA
Messenger RNA from Encephalitozoon intestinalis ATCC 50506, 1227 nucleotides. Its product is annotated as WD40 repeat-containing protein. The record is from RefSeq and is a predicted model, not a curated record. Gene Ontology annotation, biological process: proteasome-mediated ubiquitin-dependent protein catabolic process; ubiquitin recycling. The transcript has a single exon. Gene Ontology annotation, molecular function: ubiquitin binding. Bases 1 to 1227 code for a protein of 408 amino acids. Gene Ontology annotation, cellular component: cytoplasm; nucleus. NCBI's taxonomy places the organism in Eukaryota, Fungi, Microsporidia, Unikaryonidae.